CAGAAGUAAGAAAGUUGAAAGAAACCAUGAUUCUGGAAGGAGUUUUGCUAGUAGUGCAGAAACCAUGUCUAACUGAGCUCUUUCUAAUUAUCAGUUCAAUCCUCCUACUCCUCGAAGUGACAGGAAUAGGUUCAAAAUUUAAAAGCACUAUUUGUAUUAGCAUCAUAAUAACAAGUUAUAGUGUUAUUCUGAUAUCUCACCCUAUAUAGAUACAUAUAAAUUAUACGAGAAAGAAGAAGAAAAGAAUAAUAACAACCACAAAGGGAAAAACACAAGAAUCUAAAGAACUUGGGCGUGUGCAGCACAAAGUAUGCGCAGUUUGCCACUGGAGAUCUGUAUCAUCAUUCCUGGUGGUUGCAACUACUACUUGUGCGGGGAUUUCGUUCUCUCCUGAAAGCAUGGAUGAGAUCGAUGCCAAGGCCAGCAUUCAGUAUGUUCAUUCCGGCCAUCCCAAACAGCGCAAGAGGCCACUCCACACCCUUUCCAAACUUGGGAGCAUCUCUGAUCAGCUUCAUGGUUAUGAGAAUGUGAGGCACCACUCUCGCGACGGUGAAUGUCAGCCAGUUGAGCAUCCAUUCCACCUUCACGAUCACGCUCUUAGCGUCACGAAUGCCAGCCAUCCGCCUCACUUUCCUAACGUGAAGGAAGAUGGAGUGCAGCUGUGGAAAACAAUAUUGUGCAAAGAGUCAUCAUCUCAGGACUGCAAAACUGGAAUCCAAGAGCGCUUCCAUAUGCAGCGUUAUGGUUUUAAUAUGAAUUUGAUUGUCUUUUAAGAAGAUUCCAGGGUUACAGAGAGGGACCUACAGAAGGAUAGAACACCGAUUGCUUGCCACGGAAGACACCCAGAAAUAGACAAUCCCUAGAGAUAGGUAAAGAAUGAAACUUUACAGAGAGUCUAUGAGAUGAAAAAAGGACAGAAGCGUACCUCACAGAUUAGGGUGAGAAUGAGAUAGUUGAUUGUAACAUUUCGAUACAAAGCAAGGGUGAAGCAAAUCAGAAGGACCAGGUGGUGCACCAGGAUGGAAGGAAAGGCACCACUGUAGAGUCGGUAAAUCAGCAUAUCCAAUUGAUCAUAUGCAAAGUAACCACUGGAUAAACACAACGCAGGGUACGCCCACUGCCAUGCACUUCCAACCAGUUCUGAGUGCUCGAAUAUCCCAUUUGUGCCCGUACGCAAAAUUUGAUUCGCCAAUAUCAACAGCACUGCCCAACAAGAGUAACAAGAAUCCAAUUAACAAGAGCGAGUAAACAACAGAAAGAAAAAAAAGCCAAAUGGAAUGAACUGCAGACAAACACAUCUAAGCAACCAUGCUUGUCAUUAAAAUAUCUAAUUUAAGCAUCUCAAACUCCGUUGGGCAUAAAGUCGAACGCAUCUGUUUUUGGAGGUACCAAAAGAGACGAAGUAGAUCAAACAAAAUCCAGAAUUCCACUGAAUACAGAUCAAACACAACCCUGUUGGAGCUACCAAAUGGGACAAAGUAAGUCAAACAAACUUAAACAGAGUAA
Messenger RNA from Linum trigynum, 1506 nucleotides. NCBI's taxonomy places the organism in Eukaryota, Viridiplantae, Streptophyta, Magnoliopsida, Malpighiales, Linaceae. The record is from the annotation of a GenBank genome assembly.